This is a messenger RNA of Drosophila rhopaloa, 2265 nucleotides long. RefSeq lists its product as uncharacterized. The transcript is spliced from 5 exons. The record is from RefSeq and is a predicted model, not a curated record. Gene Ontology annotation, molecular function: protein binding. Bases 689 to 1639 code for a protein of 316 amino acids. NCBI's taxonomy places the organism in Eukaryota, Metazoa, Arthropoda, Insecta, Diptera, Drosophilidae.
UAAGUAUUUACCAUCGUGUCGUUAUAGGAAAAUUAAAAAUUGUGUCAUCUCGGGCAAAGAUUACUGCUGAAAAAACUAAGUAAAACGCAAGAACAUCGCAAAUGAAUCAUGGUUUGCCUGUAGAUUAUUACAUUCUUUCGAAAUAAAAAGUUAAACACAAAAAUUAAGCUUGAACGCGCAAGCUCUUAUAUAUCCAAUUCCAUCUAUCUACUUGUGUGUAUAUGUAUAAAGGCAUUAAUAUAAAAUUAAGAAAGGAAGUUUAGCAUAAGCAAUUAUAGAUGUAAUAUAUGUAUGUGUAUACAAGUGUACGUAUUCGUAAUCUAUACUGCUUUACUCUAUUUUAGUGUCUGGACAUUAGGCAUAACACAUAUUAGUGCGCAGAAAGUCAUUUGAAAAACAAUCCAACGAAAGCCAAUUAAAAUUCUAGUGUUGAACCGAGCGAUGUAGUUGAAUUACAUAUGUACAUCCACACAUAUGUAUGAUUGCAAUGAAAAUAAUCGAAAGUUGCACCAAUUUGUAUAAGGAAAAUGAUCAAAAGUUGGGAAUAAUAAAAUGGCUUUUGCAAAUGAUGGUUCCGAUUAUUAUUGCCAACCCGAGAAGCUACCCCUUCGGAAAUAUACUGUGCAGUUAGAGAACUGCACGUUCAUAUAAACAGAGUGAAUUGCUGAAGGGUAAAAAGCUACUCGCCAUGUCGUUAAGGUCUUCGAUUGAAAAAACACCCACAACGGCUGCAGUUCAACAUCAACAAAAACAACAACAACAACAACAAGAGCACACCACCACAACCGUCGCAAUUGUAGCAGGUCAACAAAAGCGGAAGUCGCUCAAUUCCAAGCGUUCGUACUCCCUAUCGUCGAGUGGCUCAUCUACAGCAUCCUUCGGAGCCACAAGGUCCGCGACGUCACCAUUGGUAACCGUAACCGAGAAGAGUCCUGCGAAUCAAAAUACCAAUACAACUACCCAGGCCCAAGGCUUCUUGCCCUUCUCCUCGUUUUCGUACUGCACCGACACCAUUGCAGCAGUGCAUCACCAGCGCCAGUCCUACGCCCUGGUGCAGAAGCCCCCAUCGUUGCGAUACCAAGGGAAGCCACAUCCACAUCAGCACCAGCACCAGCUCCUGGCCAACUUCUCGCCCACAAUGACAUCCUCGGAACCGUCGUCGCCCCUGGCCGCCGAUGGAUCUGCCUCGGUCCUCGGCCCCUCCUCAGAGGUCCCCUCUUCGCAUUGUUGCGCCAAUGUCAAGGCCAGUAUCACUCCGUUGGCAACACAGAAAAUGCACCGAACAAUACCAUCUGAUAAAAUUAACCUACGCCUAAUACUUGUUAGUGGUAAAACAAAAGAAUUUAUUUUUAGCCCGUCAGAUUCCGCAGGUGAUAUUGCACAAACAGUAUUUGAUAAUUGGCCAGAAGAUUGGACUCACGAAACUGUAGCGAAAGCCGAAAUCUUGCGUUUGAUUUAUCAAGGUCGUUUUCUUCAUUGCAAUGUAACCUUAGGAGCACUGGGACUUCCAUUAGGCAAAACGACUGUUAUGCAUUUAGUGCCACGUGAUAAUUUGCCAGAGCCCAAUUCGCAAGAUCAAAGACAAAAUAGUAAAGGCGGUUCUGGACGAUGCUGUUCAACAAAUUGCUCUAUUUUGUAACUAAAUUAUUAUGUAAUAGUAUAAUAUUUAAAUUAAUUUGAAUUAUAAAAAAUAAAAAAUACAUGUAUAAAUUACAUUUUUGUGCAGUCAAAAAAAGUAUAUUUAUUAAAAUAUAAAAAUGUAUGUCUGGAAGAACAAGGCGCUUUGUUUAAAAUAUUUAUGUACAUACAAUAUAUAUUUUAUAUAUAUACACACAGGAAUUCACGAGCAUGUGCAAAAUGCGUAUACUCUGUAUUAAAGUUGCUAGACUGCAUAUUUAUAACAUGUAAUAUACGAAUACAAUGCUAAUUGCUUUUAGAAAUCGGACUUGUUAACCUAAUUAGAAAAAGAGUAAUUACAAAACUUAUUUAAAAUAUGUCAAAAAUAUUAAAAAAAUCCAAGUAUGUGAAAAAAAAAUAAUUUCCCUAUUGCGUUCUGCUUUUAAGUGUGCGUCUAUAAAAAAUAAAAUCAGCAAUUACUUGUCGGAUCGAUUCUUUAAAACGAUAAAGAAUAUUGAAGAAAUUUUUGUUCUGUAUAUAAACAUAUUUAAUUAGAAUUUAAGUGUUUUCUUCUGUUAAGUUUUAAAAUAUUAUCUGUAAAGUCUAACUUAAAGUCAAUGAUAAAUAAAUAAUCUAAUAUAUCCUUAA